AAGCGGCACAGAUUAAAGUCAGACUUGUUUUUCUAGUUUCUGCAUUUCUGGGGUAGGUGGGACGUGUUCGUGUAAACAGUUUCAGCGCAGUGAGCGCAACUGCGAUUGUCUUCUGUGGCUUGGACUUAAAACGCGCAGACCACAACAAAAGAUGUAUUCGCGUCCUCCGGUGCUGCCUCGAAAGCCUUCACGUGUCCAAGUCACGCCCGUUCCAAAACAGCAGCUUGCCUUGCAGGAGUUGAACUCUCCAUCUCAACGGAAUGAAGAGCGAGAAGUGGAGAUUCUGAACCACUGUUUCGAUGACAUUGAGCGCUUCAUGGUGCGUUUGCAGCAGGCGGCCGAGGCCCAGAGCAUUCUUCUUCAGAGGAAGAAAAAAAGCAGGAAGAGCAAGAAGCUGAGCCAAGAUGGUAAUGACUUGAUUACCAUGAAAGCGGUUCCUCCAUCAGAGGACGACUUUGUGGACAUUUUUCAGAAAAUCAAGUACUCCUUCAGUCUGCUGGAUCGGGUCAAGUCUGCCAUAACGGAACCGAAAGCGCCCCGGUUGCUGCAUCACAUCUUUUUUCCUCUCCAACUGAUGGUGAAAACCACAUGCGGCCCACAAUUGGGGGGCUCAGUGGUCAGUCCCGCACUGACCACUGGAGCCGUUUCGCUGCUCCGGGACCAUCUGACCGAGGAGGAAAAACAGCUUUGGACUGAGUUAGGCCCCAACUGGACUUGCCCCAGUUGCCAGCUCGGUGUGUCUGUCCCUCCGUACUCGCCAGUCUUCCUGGACGGAUGGCAGCCGCAGGCGUUCGACUCCUCUGGCUUGCCUCUGGAAGAUCCUGUUGAGUCGCAGCAUAAACAAGAAGCGAACGUGCAGAGUGCACCCGUGGCGGAGGGCCCCGUUGACGAGACGGAUGAAGUGGAGGGAAAUGGACUUCCACCACCUGGGGAGAGACAUUUCUGCUGCUCCUAUGACUUUGUUGCGAGAAACAGCAGUGAGCUCUCGGUGCUGCAAGGAGAAACACUUGAGGUCAUCGAGUCCUCCAAGAAAUGGUGGAAGUGUCGCAAUCGCUUUGACCAGAUCGGAUUUGUUCCCCAUACUAUCUUGGAACCACUGUCGACUCAAAACAACAACAGUGGGGAAAAACCACCGAUGUCACCCGCUUUGUACGCUCCGCUGAGCCCGCCUGGUACUUAUGGGACUGCGACGAGCCCCACGGCGAGGCCUCAGAGCAUGGUGUUGCCAUCCGCAGCGACACACGAUGACAAUGGAGAUCGAGUACUCAUAAUGAACGACGAGCUUCUUCAACGAAUGGCGCAGAAGAGAAUCUCCGGCAGCCGUCCUCCUCUCAUGACGUCACGCUCCGUGGAACCACCGUUUACAUUGAACUACCAGUCUACGGCGUCCGAGGUGGAGUCCUGGCUCGUAGCAAAGGGCUUCAGUCAGCGGACCGUCCAGAGUCUUGGCGUUUUAACCGGAGCGCAGCUCUUCUCCCUCAACAAGAAGGAACUCUGUGAAGUGUCUUACGAUGAAGGCGCAAGAGUGUACAGUCACAUUAUGAUGCAGAAGGUCAUUCUCGAGGAUGCGCAAAAGGUCUCCGAACUGGAGAAGGCGAUGGAGAGGCAAAAGCUGAAGAUCGGAAUGACCGAAUGAGCCAGCGGACAGUCGGCCACGUUAACCCUAGGGAAAUUGUGACGAGAAUAGACUGAGAUAGUUUGAGCCAUAAACUGUGCAUUCUGAAUUUGUGAAGGCAAACCAGCAGAUGACUUUUGACUUUUUACGGCAACCCGCCUAUUUGCAUCAGCUUUCAAUUGCCAAUAAACUCAUUCUGUUGUCAUUUAUUCAUA
Molecule: messenger RNA, 1830 nt
Organism: Hippocampus zosterae (dwarf seahorse)
Lineage: Eukaryota; Metazoa; Chordata; Actinopteri; Syngnathiformes; Syngnathidae
Product: epidermal growth factor receptor kinase substrate 8-like protein 1
Exons: 14
Coding region: 152-1636 (494 amino acids)
Biological process (GO): Rho protein signal transduction; positive regulation of ruffle assembly; regulation of Rho protein signal transduction
Cellular component (GO): ruffle membrane; plasma membrane; vesicle
Molecular function (GO): actin binding
Source: RefSeq, a predicted model, not a curated record